Messenger RNA from Silurus meridionalis, 1140 nucleotides. It is a transcript of the gene c18h11orf98, whose product is annotated as chromosome 18 C11orf98 homolog. The transcript is spliced from 4 exons. The record is from RefSeq and is a predicted model, not a curated record. Lineage: Eukaryota; Metazoa; Chordata; Actinopteri; Siluriformes; Siluridae. The coding region runs from base 119 to 445 and encodes 108 amino acids.
GUUAGAGGGCACAGCGCUGCUCUUGUUUUAUCCAAAACAUUGAGGGACUUUUAUUUUACGUCACUUGAUCCGGAAGUGAACUUUCUUGAGUCGGAGUAUUCGCACGUUGAAAGUAAGCAUGGCUCCAGGUGGGAAAAUCAAUAGACCGAAAACAGAACUAGGGAAGAAUCUUUUCAAGAGGAGGAGGGUUCUGACAAAGCAGAAGAGGAAGAAGCAUCGCAUUGUUGGAGCGGUGGUGGAUGAAGGUCUUAUAACCAAACACCACCUGAAAAAGAGAAGCACGAGCGCCAGAGCGAACAUCACCCUGUCUGGGAAGAAAAGACGAAAACUGCUGAAACAACUGCGCCACAUGGAGAAAGAGAGGGAAGGCAUGGACGUGGAAGAAGCACCAAAGAAGAAACCGACUCCUGCGGCCAAAAGAAGAAGACGACGACAAGUGAUGUAGAGAUGAUCGAUACGGAGUAAACGAUCUACACUGAAUGGACAAAGUGUGGACACCUGAACAUAUGUGCUUUGUGAACAUCCCAUUUGUUGUUAUAAUAACCUCCACCCUUUUUAGAGGAUGUUCCGUUGUUUUCAUUUUUUUGGAAAUCCGUGCUUAUUCAGCUAUAAGGGUAGAGGUGAGGAGGCCUGGGGUGCAGUCAGCGAAAUGAUUCUUUAGAGUUCGUCAUUCCGGGUCAGUUUCGGGUCUCCUGGUUCAAGUGAAUUGCAAAUUUAAUGUCACCACAUUCAUUCUAUACAAUCGUGUGAAACCACAUGUAGCAUAUGGAAAAGUCAGGUGUCCCAAUACUUUUGUCCAAAUAGUGUAUAUAUUGUUGUUAAAUCUGCUAUUUUUGUACAUUUAGACUGUACAGGAUCUAAACAGCAGGCUACAAGAUUUCCAUAAUCACAUUUGAGCUGGAUUUUUGAGAUGAACGUCAUCACAGUGUACUGAUAAAGCAACACCAUAGAGCGACGUGAAGCAGAACAAAAAGUGACAUUUAGAGAUGAAUGGAUCCGUGGACGAUCUCACCAGACCAACAUUUUUAUGAAAAUAUUUCAUUGUUUGAAGUUUCAUGAGAUUCACGCUUUGUUUUCUGAUCGAGUCUCUUUGAUCUUCUUCGGUUUUGUGAACGACAAUAAAAUUCACCGUCAUGUUCA